ACGCGCGGCGUACGGUGCGGUUGCUCUGUCGAGUCGAGACGGCGCGCGGGCCACGCGGUCUUCGCUCGGCGAUCCACCUGUCGCUCGUGACCAGGGUGCCGAGGUACGUUGGAAACGACCAUCAGUUUCAACGGUCCCGGCUGCGUUCGGUAAGGUCGUGAGGAACUGUUAACCCAACCCGAAAGGAGGAGUCCGACCUCCGAGGCGGCCCGAAAGGGGACGAGGAAUGCGCCCGGCCAAAUAGGGAGUCGGUCGUUGAACGGAGAAAGAGAGAAGAGAAGGGGGCUGGUGCAGAGUCCUGGUCCAGCCAGGAGGGGAACGAGGAACCUCGAGAGCUUCCCCUGGAACUUCCUACGACCAUGGAGAGGGGACUUCACGACAGGGACCGCGUCGGCGUCCAGGACUGCGUCCUCCUGGAGGACUUCGAGAGCAUCGCCGCCUUCAUCGAGAACCUGAAGAAGCGCUUCAAAGAAGACCUGAUCUACACCUACAUAGGCCAGGUUCUGGUGUCCGUCAAUCCGUACAAGAAGCUGCCCAUUUACAACCACGAGACGAUUCAGUAUUACCGGAAGAGGCACUUCUUCGACGCCCCGCCGCACAUCUUCGCUCUCACCGACACGGCGUACCAGUCUCUCGCCCAUGAGAACCGGGACCAGUGUAUCCUGAUUUCAGGAGAGUCCGGAUCCGGGAAGACGGAGGCCUCGAAGAAGGUGCUCGAGUACAUUGCUGCGGCGACCGGACACAAGAAGCAGGUCGAAGAGGUCAACGUCAAGCUCAUAGGCAGUAAUCCCGUCCUCGAGGCUUUCGGCAACGCCAAGACGAACCGCAACGACAAUUCCUCGCGAUUCGGGAAGUACAUGGACAUCCAGUUCAAUUUCCACGGCGACCCUAUAGGCGGGAACAUCCUGAAUUACCUGCUGGAGAAGUCUCGGGUGGUCAACCAGACGGUCGGGGAGAGGAACUUCCACAUCUUCUACCAACUCUUGGCGGGGGCUAGUGAAGAGGCACUCCGAAAGCUGUUCCUGAAGCGCAAUUUGGACACGUAUUACUAUUUAAGUAGCGGCACCAAGGGUACCGUGGACACCAUCGACGAUGCCAAGCAGUACAGGUCCGUGAUCGAAGCCAUGAAGACCGUAGAGAUGACCCAGCAGGAACAGGACGACCUGUUCGCCAUCGUCGCGUCGGUCCUGCACAUGGGGAACGUCGGGUUCACCGAGGAAGAGGGUGUCGCCAAGAUCCUUAAGCCGGGGUCGGUGGACGCCGUCUCCAAGCUCCUGGGUUGCGACACGAAGAGCCUGGCCAAGGCCUUUACUCAUCGCACGAUAGAUGCCCACGGUGACGUAGUGGUCUCCCCCCUGAACCGAGAACUCGCGAUCUACGCCCGAGACGCCCUGGCGAAGGCCGUCUACGACAGGCUCUUCACCUGGCUGGUGAGCAGACUGAACAAGUCCCUUCAGCCUAAGUACCGGCAUCGCAAAGUGGUCAUGGGGAUCCUCGACAUCUACGGGUUCGAGAUCUUCCAGAGGAACAGUUUCGAGCAGUUCUGCAUUAACUUCUGCAACGAGAAGCUCCAACAGCUCUUCAUCCAGCUGACGCUCAAGUCCGAGCAGGAGGAGUACCUCAGAGAGGGCAUCACCUGGGAGAACGUGUCCUACUUCAACAACAAGGUCAUCUGCGACCUGAUCGAGGAAAAGUACAAAGGGAUAAUAUCGCUGAUGGACGAGGAGUGCCUGAGACCUGGUGAUCCGACCGACAUCAGUUUCCUGGACAAGAUGAACUCGAAUCUGCUCGGACACCAGCACUACAUCAGCCACAUGAAGGCCGAUCUUCAGACCCAGAAGACCCUGGGUCGCGACGAAUUCAGGCUGAUCCAUUACGCCGGAGACGUGACGUACAACGUGCGCGGAUUCCUCGAGAAGAACAAUGACCUCCUCUUCAGGGACCUGCGCGAGGCCAUGUCGAACACCACGAACUCCAUCACGAAGGCCGUGUUCCACGUGAAAGACCUGUCGAGCAAGAGACGCCCGGAGACCGCGGUAACCCAGUUCAAGAACAGCCUGAACAACCUGAUGGAGAUCCUGAUGGGCAAGGAGCCUUCGUACAUCAGGUGCAUCAAGCCGAACGACUUCAAGAUGCUGGGUCGAUUUGACGAGAAGAUCGUUCAGCACCAGGUCAAGUACUUAGGCCUUAUGGAGAACUUGCGGGUGAGGCGAGCCGGGUUUGCUUACAGGAAGCCCUACGAGCAGUUCCUACAGCGAUACAAGGCAUUGUGUCCGCAGACCUGGCCCUCGUAUCGUGGCUCGAUCAAGGACGGCGUCCAGGUGUUGGUAUGCCACCUUGGAUACGACCCUGAGGACUACAAGAUGGGCAACACGAAGAUAUUCAUAAGGUCCGCGAAGACGCUCUUCGAGACCGAGGACGCCUUCCAGAUAAGGCAGCACGAUAUCGCGGCGAUAAUACAGAGCAGGUGGAAGGGGUACGUGCAGAGGCAGAAAUACCUGAAGACGAGGGCGGCGACGAUCACCCUGCAGAGGUAUCUUCGUGGAUGGAAGGCUCGACGAGAAGCUGCACAGAGGAGAAGAGCGGUAAUCGCGAUCAGAAGGUUCAUCAAGGGAUUUAUCACGCGAAAUGGGCCGCCUAAUGAGGAGAACGUGGCGUUUAUCGAGCUAGCGAAGGCUCAGUGGCUUCUAAGGCUAUCGAGAAGUCUUCCGCAGGGUGUUUUAAACAACAACUGGCCACCCUGUCCUCACUCCUGUCAGCAGGCCUCCGAGCUUUUGCGCCAGAUGCACAGGAGGUGGAAAGCGAGGAAGUAUAGGUUAGGUCUCUCGAAGGAGGAGAAGGAGCAUUUUGAAUUGAAAAUCCUGGCGGAAAGUCUCUUCAAGGGGAAGAAGAAAUCUUAUGAGAGAAGUUUAGGCCCCAGAUUCCGUAUCGACCGGUUGGGCGAGGAUUAUAUGGCGCUUAAACAAAGCUUCAUUAAUAAUAUACUUCCCAACGGUGAGAGGAUAAAGUACGCUACUCCUGUUAUCAAAUAUGAUAGACACGGAUACAAACCUCGUGAGAGAGCCUUGAUUCUUACGGAGAAGGCGGUCUACAUAUUGGACACUAAAACUUUCAAGUCGAAACACCGGUUGCCUUACAAGUCGAUAGAAGAGCUGGUUGUCACCGGGGAAUCGGAUAACCUGCUGAUUAUGAGGAUACCUCCGGAACUUAAGAAGGACAAGGGCGAUCUGAUUCUCGAGGUGCCUCACAUCAUUGAAGCGCUGACUAAAGCGAUCGAUAUUACGCAGAAUCCUAAAAUCCUUAACAUCGUCAACAACGAAUCAGUUUCACAUAAGCUAGUCAGCGGGAAGGAAGGAACGAUUGAAUUUAAAAGAGGCCCUAACCCUGCGAUCAGCAAGAGCAGACAAAAUGGCCACCUUCUUGUGGUCGCUUCUCCGUAAAAUCGAAGGGAAGGGUAAAUUAAUUUACUCUUGGCAGUGUUCUCGGGGGUGCGAGCACCGUUACCGAGUGAGCCACAACGAUGUGAUUUAGCGAAGAAGAGUAUUAAGAAGAAUUAAUAUAUUGUUAAGUAAUUGUACUUAAGCAGUACAUCAAAUGGCGUGUGCCUUAGUCGUGUACAUUGUGCGAUGUUAGGGUUAUAAAUUGUACAUGUUUAAGCAGCAGAAAGAGAUGCACUAUCGGAGUUAGGAAAGGGCUUGUCGAUCUUUUAACUUCCGGGAGGAUGUUAAUUGCACAAAUCGAGACCUAUUUUACCAAAACACUGUUUUAGAUUUUUUACAUGCUAUUCUUGAAUUUUGUCUCUGUACAAUGAAUUCCCUUCCUGCGUAUCAAUUCUUUACUACAAAUCAACAUGUGGUUUAACGUGCCAUUAUCUCGAUGCAAUGACAUCGCUAGUAAUAAUGUAAAAUUGUCAGCAGAGCAUCAAAAUAUUUUUAAUACUAAUGGUACAAGUAUCUUAUAUGCAACAACUGUACCAAAAGAAUUUGUAAAAAGAUAAUAAAUUACUGACAUUGCUGCCAGAACUAAUACAA
Molecule: messenger RNA, 4031 nt
Organism: Orussus abietinus
Lineage: Eukaryota; Metazoa; Arthropoda; Insecta; Hymenoptera; Orussidae
Product: myosin-IB
Exons: 20
Coding region: 360-3440 (1026 amino acids)
Biological process (GO): actin filament organization; vesicle transport along actin filament
Cellular component (GO): myosin complex; microvillus; cytoplasm
Molecular function (GO): ATP binding; microfilament motor activity; actin filament binding
Source: RefSeq, a predicted model, not a curated record